CAGAUGGAUGAUUGGACAGCUGGUGUGCUGUUUCCUGUUCGGAUGCCAUGAAUUCCAGAAAAACACUUUCAGAAACAAGGAGAGGGUACACUGCUGGCAAAGCUUAUGCUACUGCACACUCAUGGCAGCUUCCACAAAUCCUCAUUGUGGAUGUCAAGCCACCCUUUUGGGCCAACACAUGUUCUAAACUUUGUGAAGCCCUGGAAAACUUCUUCUGUCUAGCAUGCAGUUUGGCAGGUCCCUGUCGCAUCCCAUUGCUGAGCCUAUAUGUGGUACAGAACCAGCACGAGUGCCUCCUUCCCUUUGUGCAAGUAAAAGGGAGCUUUCCUCGGCUUCAGACCUGCAUUUCAGAACUUCGUUCCUUACCGAGAGAAGGCUCUUUCCAACAAAAGGGAGACAGAGUGAUGCAGGCUGUGCAGGAUGGGCUCCAGCAGUUUAAACAGUACACCAGACAUAUGCUAGCAGGAGGCUCAGUGAACAGUUCUGUUGAGAUUACAGUUUUGACUAGUCAGCCAGGCAAAGACAUGGUGAAACAACUGGAAACAGGGUUAAGAGAGAUAGACCUGGUGAGUCUGCGGAAACUGCAGAUCAUAGAGAUCUCACAAGGAGACUUGCUGGAGUCAGCGGAUGUGGAGUGGCACAUACAUGCUGAGGAAGAAGUCAGCAGUGAUGACAGCGCGAUCCUGGGGAUGGACAUUGACCUUCAGACCAUAGAAAAUGAUGUUGUCAGCUUGGAGACUUUCUUUAAAACCUGGCUUCAUGAUCAUAGCACAGACAGAGAGCAGCUCCAUCUCCUCCUUCCUCCAGGAGGCUUCCGCCACUUCACUGCCCCCAGGACAAGUCUAACAUGCGUGAAAUGUGAUAUUCAGGAGAGACUGCUUAGCCCAGCUCUGCUUCCUGGGGCAGCUGAUGUCACAGUAAGAACAGAUGAUGUCAACACACCAUACCAGAUGGCAGCCUCUCCAGCUACAACACUGUAUAAACUCAGAGUCAUAAAGGCUCUGAAGGCUGAAGGGGUUUGUGAGUCAGCGCUGUUUGGGCUUCCCUUCAUCAUUAAACCUACGAGUUGUUGGCAGCUGGAUUGGGAUGAGCUGGAGAUGAACCAGCACAACUUCCAUGCUCUGUGUCACAGCUUGCUGAAGAGGGACUGGAUGCUUCUGGCCAAACGUGAGCCACAAACUGUGAGUCCAAGCUGGAGCAUCACCGUGAAUUCCUACUAUGUCAUCAUCCCCUCUGACUCCUUCACGCUGCUCGUCAAAGCCAUUGCAGUCAGAGAACUCCUGCUGCCAUGCAACGUCCCAGCCCUCCCUGCUGACCUUCCAGAGACAGCACUGAGCACCAUAGAGAGCGCCUUGAACAGUCUGGAAGUAGAACCUAGAUACAACCCCCUCCAUGUGAAAAGCAACCUCUACAAAUACCUGGUGAGCGAGUUCUCCAGACCCCAGUACCGGCAGCAGGCCCAGCCCAAGGAGCAUCACCCAGGAGAGCGGCAUCACUCCAGACAGCACCUGAGCAAAGCCAAGGCCACGGUAGCUCCCCUUCCUCUGGCUCCCCCACCGCCCAAAGCAUUCCGAUCAUCUGCUGCAAGGAAGGACGCCUGUGAGCUCCCUCUCUUCUCUGAUGAAGACAGUGAAUUCCUGGGGAGCAUGUAAUGACAAGGGCCUUUCUCUAUUACAAGCCCAAGUGUUGUGAGACACCCCCCCACACACACACACACGCCAUCCUACCCUGGCGCACACGCACAGCAGGCCCCCACGCACACGUUCAUAACACUAGGCACUCACAGCUCAGCCUGUUGCUGGCCCCAAUGCUUGCCAAGUACCACACGUGCCAGCACAGGACAAGGUCAGGCAAGUGCUGGGCCUGCUUGGCCUUGCUGUGAAAGUCGCUUCCCACCGUUCAGUUUCUUGUUGUUCUACAGUUUUGUUAGUUGCUGAGACAGUCCCCAGGGAGCCUGCUCCCCAUGGGCCCCUCUCUUGCCAUGACACCCAUUGCUACCCCACACCGCACCUCCCAUUCAUGUCAGUGCAGCACACCACGUAGCCUCAUUGGAUGGGUUCUGAGAACAAGCAUGUACAUGCUGGCAUAAUCCCGAAGCCCAAGGACCAGGAUUUGCAUGCUAAUGCGGGGAAGAGAUCUUGGGGCGAGCGGUGACCACAGGCCUCCAUGCAAGGACCUUGGCACAUGCAGAGGUGCUAGCCAGAGGCAGCUUGGGGGCUACUCCCUGCACAAGCUGCAAUGCCGAGCAGCUGUAGCCCUGCCCGAGCAGGCUCCUUGAGCUGGGUUACAAGUUUUAUCUGAGGUCCCCUGAGUCCCAGGGCAGCCCCACACCUCCCCCCAGUGGCACACAGCCAAUUGCAGAUUACUCAACACAGUGCCAUGAUCCCCAUGUCUUACACCACAGUCCCCAGGAGUCAGCAGCAGAGACUGGCAGUGCCCUGCGCUAGAACCCCUGCUCCCAGGCCACUCCAGCUGGGAAAGAUCCUUUCUCUCUGUGCCCCUCUGAGUCCGCUGGGGCUGGGCUGCAGAUGAACAGUGAUGGAACCACAGCUUACCGGUGGUCAGCUCCCUGCACAGAAUUCUGGCUAUGGGGCCAAAGGGAUGGCGUGGGAUUUCCCUGACACCUUCUCCCCAGUACACAACUAGGGGCUAGGGCCACCAGAAUUUCAGCUCAGGUGCCAAUUAGCAGUUCCCUGCAAAAGCAGAUGCUGGGGAGAGAGUAACUCCCUGGCCUAGCACAGAGUUGGCCAGAGCUUUGUGUUUAUUGGACUUUAGAGUAGUUUCCAAUUAGGGCAUCACUGGGGUUCCUUGCAUGCCCGUCUGAGCACCCAGGAGCAGUCAGAGCACUGUGUACAGGCCAGAGCAAGUCUGAGCCUCCACACUUUUAUGG
Molecule: messenger RNA, 2890 nt
Organism: Chelonoidis abingdonii (Abingdon island giant tortoise)
Lineage: Eukaryota; Metazoa; Chordata; Testudines; Testudinidae
Gene: M1AP
Product: meiosis 1 associated protein
Biological process (GO): spermatogenesis; meiosis I; male meiosis chromosome separation
Source: RefSeq, a predicted model, not a curated record